Phytophthora nicotianae INRA-310 is the source of this 552-nucleotide messenger RNA. RefSeq lists its product as hypothetical. The record is from RefSeq and is a predicted model, not a curated record. The transcript is spliced from 2 exons. Lineage: Eukaryota; Oomycota; Peronosporomycetes; Peronosporales; Peronosporaceae. Bases 1 to 552 code for a protein of 183 amino acids.
AUGACAAGAACCAGUCGCGCGACCACAACACAAGCGACGAUGCAGGCCGCAAGCUCCAGUGCAAACUCGACGGACACUCCAGCGUACUUCGUGAUGGUGGAGGACCUCAAGCCUUGGGAGCUCUACAGCUUCGCGCUAUCGGUUGGGAAGACGACCAACUUCGCGUACACACACACGAUGCCCUGCAGCGCUCGUGGUGCUCUUUCAUCCGACGCUGGAACGCCGCGCGACGUGAAGGCCAGUCUCCACGUUCUGGCUCGAAGACCGCGAGGGCAAUUGGAGCAACCACGCUAUGGCGAUUUGAGGGAGCGCGUGUGUCAGCUGGCACAGCGCGAGUGGCAAAACUGCUACGUGCACCUUGUGGAAGGCUGUGGGAACUGCUCUGAGGCUCGUGAUCGACCGACUCGCACUGAAUGGGAGCAUCUACUGGAUCUCUGGCUACUGAGCGAGGUAGAGCGGCAGGCAGUCGGUCGCUACGACCGAUCGUGGUCGCAGCUGGAGCAGGCGGGGUUACGCAACACACUUCACCACAGGGUAUCGCGUCGACAUUGA